This is a messenger RNA of Ruditapes philippinarum (Manila clam), 1418 nucleotides long. RefSeq lists its product as uncharacterized. The transcript has 4 exons. The record is from RefSeq and is a predicted model, not a curated record. The coding region runs from base 149 to 1276 and encodes 375 amino acids. NCBI's taxonomy places the organism in Eukaryota, Metazoa, Mollusca, Bivalvia, Venerida, Veneridae.
AAUGAACAUAAUUUUAUAAUCUCAGAUUUUACCUGCAGUGAGUUCUAAGAUAUCUAAAACACGCAGUAGUAAAGUGACCUGAUGUUUGGAAACUAUCUGGAAAUUCACCUGUUAUAAAAAUAUUGCUGGCAUGUAGUGUAAAACAAACAUGGAUGCUAGAAUUAUUUUACUUACUGUUAUGUGUACAGUUAAAUGUACGUCAGGCCAGGGGCAACUCGGAUUACACACUCAAUCAGAGAAUGGUUUCAACGACUUGUUCAGCGCUAUUCGUCCGGUAACUUUACAUGUCUCGAGUAAUGAUGGUAAAAACCAGGUGACGAUAAAGUACAAGCUAAAGGUCAGCACGGUAUCAUUCUGGAAUAUAGAAACAACAGAUGCAUCCGAUUUGACAUAUAGUCUGGGUAAAUUAUCAAGUGAUGGGGAAAUGAAUGUGUCGUCAAUAGAAUUAAAUGCACGCACAGAUGAAUCUGAAUUAAACUUCCACAUUUCUUCAAGCAUUGGUGAAGUUGUCUUGGGGCUGAAUUACACAGCGCUAAAAGAACAAGUUGUUGAAAUUGAGAUACCGGAUAUAGGUGUAAGGCCUAUGGUGCCUCCAGUUUAUAAGCCAAUGGCGUCUGAGUCGGCGUGUACUGAACAGUUUAUUUAUGUGAAAUUCGAAAGAGACGACGAUGGUAUAAACCUACGGUAUGGCAGAGACGUCGAAUUUAUAUUUGUUGACCCUUACCUUUAUGAAGGAUUAUUACUCAAAGAAGGAGACUAUGAUUAUGAUCAUUUUAUACAGAAGACAAAACAUUACUAUGGCAUGGAAAUAGAAUUAAAAUCAGAAUAUAUACAGAAUGGGAGUGAAAUACAGGCGAAAUAUGAAAGUUAUAAACAUUUUGGAGAUGAAAUAAAUAAAUACGUUAAGCAAGUGUCAAAGACUGUGUACUCAGUAAUCAAGCCUCCUGUUCCUGUAGAAUAUGUUAUGUUUCAUAAUGAACUGGGGAUGUUUCAAGAAGCAAAGCAAACCAUUGACAUACCGAGAGAAUUGGUAAACUGGGCAGUCACCUGUGCAGCAUUUGGUGUUCCCAAAGCAAAGAUAGAAAUAUCUGAUCCAAGUGGUAACAUUAUGUCAGCAAUAGAAGUAACGCCAGGUAAUGGUAUGACAACGCAUGUCUUUGCACCAUUGACAAAUAUUGCGCGGGACAAAAUGGCGGGAGAUUAUAAGUGCGUGGCUAGAAGUGGUCUUGCAGUAAUAGAACAAACAGUAACAUUGAAAGCUACUUCAACACCUUAAAACUAUUCCAGAUAGUCUGAACGCUGAAAUUAAUUAAUUUGAACGGACUCCUGUUAGGACCGAUGUACAUAACAUCGGCAAACAGUUGAAAGGUGUUCUUUUACGAACUUGUAAAUAAUUGUUUAAUAAAUAUACAUAUAUC